This is a messenger RNA of Dermacentor andersoni, 4516 nucleotides long. RefSeq lists its product as uncharacterized. Lineage: Eukaryota; Metazoa; Arthropoda; Arachnida; Ixodida; Ixodidae. Gene Ontology annotation, cellular component: membrane. The record is from RefSeq and is a predicted model, not a curated record. Gene Ontology annotation, molecular function: ligand-gated monoatomic ion channel activity.
CCUAGGCCCUCAAGAACAGGCUACACUCAAAGGACAACGAUAGCGACCGAAGCAGUCUGCGAUCGUCGAAAAUCUGAUCCGCCGGUCAAGCGCGUCGGCUUUUAUACACGAGUCACCGAAGGUUCCAGAGUAAUGGGUGGUGCCCGCGUGUCCUCCCGAAAGUUCCACACAAUUCGCGUCGCACAUGCAAUCAGAUUACACAAGCUUCGGUGACAACAGAGCCAUCGAUAACAUUCGAGAAACUUCCAAUACAUACAGGCGCGUACCACGCAGGGCGAUAACAUUCGUUAAACGGUGAAAAGCGCUCACCCGUAAAAGACAAAGGCCAUGUGUCAAUGCCCCCCUACCAAAAAGCAUCGUCCCGAUGCUACAAACAUAACAGGAGAGCGAAAUACAAAAGGUCACUUAUUAAACAAAAGUAACAAAAAGAAUAAAGAAACAAAGUCCAAAGAAACAACCUCCGAAGUAACACAGUCCAAAAAAGAAAGUGCAAAGUUCUUCUAUGUGAGUCCCAAAGUCCAUUAGCACGGUGUUGUGCCAUACUACGUGCACCAUGCGGCUAUCAUCUAGGCGACGGGAGCUGCCAUACUUUGUGCACCACGUGCAUAUCAGCGAGGCGACAGGAGCUCCCACUUUUGCGCGACGAAUAAAGAAUUCGACAUGAGAGCACAUUUUCGCACGUGUUCAACCACCCGGCCAUGCUCUCACUUUCCUACCAACACACACACAGUAAAAAACGCUAAUAGUUAUUAGUCUUGCCACUUCCAAGCUACUAUUCCAAGACUAUAAAGACUUAACGACCCACCCGGUUGCCCGUCUUGAAGCACGUGGCGCGAAAGGACGCACUCACUAUCCUGCAAAACCAAAUGUACACGAAACACACCCGCGCACACGAAUGAAAAGAGGGACAAAAAAAAGAAAACGAAAGAAAACUACCCAAUUAUUAUUUAAAGGCUAAAAAAAAUAAAACUGCAAAUCAAAAACAGAAGCAAGCUCAAAACAUGCACAAAAACUUAUGAUUUCGUCGCCGCCACAGAGCUCUAAAAGGCACCUCCAUCCGCCACAAAAGCUCAAGCGAUCAAGCCACUCUCCCUCAAUGGUCCGCGACAUCUGCCGAGAAAGACGUAAUCCACAACCAAAGAAAUAGUCGGAGUGGCACGGGCCAUCCCUUCUAUUAAAAGUUUCAAUCAAUCAAUCAAUCAAUCAAUCAAUCAAUCAAUCAAUCAAUCAAUCAAUCAAUCAAUCAAUCAAUCAAUCAAUCAAUCAAUCGGAGUGGCAGCCUCGUUCGGACACCUCAUCCAUUAUUCCAACGUGGACAAAACUCUCGUGCUGUUCUUUUUUAUUUUAUUUUCUUCUUUUCUUUUUCUUUCUUUUUUUGCUUUUGCAAGAUCGCAUAACCUGGGCCAUAAUGUCAUUAUCUUGUUUUCUGACUGCAGACUAGCGCCCUUUUGACGGUUCUCGGUUGAGAAAUGCAAACUUGUAGCGUCGAAGUAGCUUUUCAACCACUAUGCUAUUUAAAAAGUCCGCAUGUAAAGGGGUUUUUCAAAUACAUUAUUGGCUUUACUAUUCUCGCGAGAUUAAAGUUGUUGUGGCUUUUCCUUACAGCCACGUAAUCCGAUGUAUUUUUCGUGACUCUCGUACGACAUUUCGUGCGAGUUGGCUGUGCUUCCUCUUCUUCUUUCGAGAUCCUCAUCUUUUUCUACGGCUUUGUACUUUUUUUUUUUGUAUCCACAAGCUCGAUCUGUUACCUAUUAAGUUUCGAUAGGCUCGCCUCUCAUUCGGCCACUUUUGUGCAAUUUGCAAUCCGUGGAAACAUCACGAAUGCGAAUGAUUUUGACUUGACAUGAACGUUUAAUGCAAAACAGGGUGGUGCGGCUGCCCUGAUGCUUCGUCAGAACAUGAAUUGAGCGCAGUUUUUCUUCUGAUACUGGUGUAAUGAUUUUUCGUUUUUUUUUUUGCAUUAGUACCCUGGCAACUGUGAUCUUUUAUCCUCUUCGCAAAAACACCAAUUUUCGUUUAGCGCAACUAGCGUAUGUUCGGCAAAGCCGCGUCAAUCAUGACAUGUGCGUUAGAGUUAAGCCUGACAGCAGUUAUGCAACAGCGACGCAGGUUCGUUUUGUGCCCCUAUCAAACCGCGUGCUUCUGGGAGCAUGGCUCAUCGCGUGCUUCGUGCUGGUGAACCUUUUCAACGGCGAGGUGAAGGCCAACCUGCUCGUCAAGUCGGAAACGUCACGCAUUAAUACCGUCGAAGACGUCAUGCGCCAACAGGACAUGCUGCCCAUCGUCGCCGGGAAAUCGCCGUUGGCAUACGUGCUGCAGACGUCCAGUCUGAAGACCGUGCAGGACGUGUACGCUCGGUCGGUGGAACGUAAGGGCCUGCUGCCAGUGAUGCAGAUGUACACCCCGCGCACACUGGACAUGGUUUUGCAGCGGCGUGCCGUCAUGAUGCUGGACACCACCAGCGCCCGGGUCCAAGCCUCGAAGCACUGCCCGGUGCUGAACGGCUACUUUUACAUCGGCACCCAAAACAUCUGGCUGCUGCGCUCGGUCUGGUACUUUCGCCGAGACAUCCCACGCUGGAUCGUUACCGAGUUCGACAAAAGAGUUCUCUGGCUGACAGCCAUGCCGUCACGCUUCAUGCGGGAUGAAGAGGUCUACCCACACGGCACUUCCUGCUUCUUGGAGAGCAGCAGGCAGGACCGGAGCAGCGCCUACCAGCCACUGCGGUUCGAGGACCUGCGCGUUGUAUUCAUUCUCAUGGGUUAUGUCCUCGCCACGUCGACAUUUUUCCUCCUCGUUGAGUUCAUCGUCUACGGCGUCGUCCGUUGCACCAAAUGGCUCAAGCAAUCGACGGGCAGACAGACAAGUGCUGUGUCACCUAAUUACUAGAUACCAUUUUGGCGCACCAAUGCUUCUUAAAGACCAGCUGCAACGAAAUUGUUCACUGCGCAUAAAUCCUAGUUUAAAAGGACUGAGAACCAAUUUUUAUAGUACCGGAUAUUUUAGUGGGGUAUGUGUACAAUCAUACGAUGGUGAUGCGGAAAAGGCCGUAGAACAUUUUUCAUCAGAAUUUUGAGAUCUGCAUAGAGGACGGGGUCGUGCUCAAGGAACAUGCUUGACACAGUGAUACGUGAGCGCGAAAGCGAUUAUGCGCCAGAAUUGGUGGCAAGCAAACGACAAGUGCGGCUUCGGCAGCAAGAAAGUAAUAUUUUGAUUAUCAAGCCGAUGUUCCUGCGGUUCAUCUUGUAUAAAGCUCUGAAUUAUUUUUACUGUAAUAGGUGGUGCCCUAAAUCAACGCCCCAGCGAAGGCUCCUUCCAAAUUACACAAACUAAUCAUGAAGGCCAUGCUUUUGCUGACUGCAUGCGCCAUGCUUUUAUUUACUCAAGGCAAACUAACUGGUAGGAUAUACAAGCAAUGGUAUUAUUGCAGUGACUAUUGAAAUUCGUCGACAGCAUUUUGUAUCUCACAGAGACUACAGAACUUCGGGUAGUAACUCCCUUGGUGUAGACAGAAUGCUCUUCGCCUUAACCCAACGGAGACAGCUUUUAUCUUGUUUGACUCUGAAGAAAGAAAAACAACUAUUAAUUCAGAUGUCGUUUACAAUAACCAUGCUAUAAAACAAUCUAGUGAGAAAACAUUUCUUGCUGUUAUUAUUGAUAAUGAUAUAAAAUUCCACCUUCAUGUGCGUGCUGUCGUUCAUAAGGCUUUAUAUGGCUUGCAUGUGCUGUCGAAGUGUCGAAACUAUUUCCCUCCCCACAUACUUAUCAAUCUGUACUACGCAUUUGUUCACUGUCACAUUAAGUACUGCUUAGCGACCUGGGGUUGCACAUACAAAAGUCCUGUGUCACUGGUGUUUACACUUCAAAAAGAUCUCUUCGCAUUGUAGCAUCCCACAAUACGCAUAUUAAGAGUGAAGGUUUAUUUAAAGCCCUGAACAUCCUGCACAUUUACGAUAUGACAACAUACAACAUCGCUUCCGUCAUGCAUCAAAUAGGUAAUGAAAAACUAGCCUUGACAUCAGUCUCGCUCCAUCCCUCACUUCGCAAUCUUGGGAACGCAUCUUGUCGUUUUUUAUUGCCUAAGGUAAAUACUAAUUACGGUCGCUUUACACUACAGUUUACAGGCACCUCAGUUUGGAAUAGGCUUCAUAGUAACCUAACCACUCUAAGAAUAUUGCGAAUAUUUCUUAAAAGAACUAAUGCACUCACUUAGUGACAGUGCGUAACAUUGCGCAUGCUUACACAUGUCCUCACUUUUCUUUUCCUGUGUCGAGAUUUUGAUGAUGUAGAAAAAGAAAAUUCUUAGAAAAAUGUACCUCAUUUGCGAAAUCUUUCGUACUACUGUAUUUUCUUGUUUUACUUAUUUCAGUUAUUCAAGUUUCAUGUGAUCUUACAAUAAAAAAAAGCAGCAGCAAUAAAAGUGUUCUUGCCUAAUAACAAUCGGUAGGCACCCUUUAAGAAAUUUGUUGGAUCCCAAAAGUUUGUACUUUGCAAUUGUAUACGUUAUCUAUGUUAA